UCUCCUCUUCCUCCCUCUCUUCGCAGCAGCACCAGCAAGCUAAGCUCUGCUCAGCUUUGAUCAAAGCUCGCCACCACACACCCACAAUGGCAGCGUCAGUAGCUUGCUCCUUCUUCUUCGACGACGAGCCGCUCGGCGAGCCCGGCAUGCCGUCUCUGGACGCGUGCGCGCUCUGCGCCAAGCCCCUCGAACGCGACAGCGACAUCUUCAUGUACAGAGGGGACACGCCCUUCUGCAGCGAGGAGUGCCGCGACGAGCAGAUGCAGCUCGACGCCAUCUGCUCCAGGAAGGCAGCCCGGAGGCAGCAGCGGCUCUCGUCGGGAUCGGAGGCCCGUUGCUGGCAUCAAGACUCCGGGAAGGUGUCCGUCGCGAGCUAGCCGGAAAGCUCGUGCUUCGUGGCCUAGUAGAGUAGACAACUUGGCUUGAAUCAACGGGAUGAGACGAAGGAGAUUGAUGUCUCUGCUUUGUCUCGCCUGAGCCGGAGAAGCAGUGAAAGGUCUGAGAAAGUUCAUGUGCUGAGGCUCCGGCCAUCUUGGUCGCCCGCUCGAUUCAUCCUUCUCCUGGCUCCUUUUCGCCUGUGUGUGGAGGCUUGUGAACCGCGGUUGGUGCAACACCAUGUGUAAAUCGGAAAUCCCCAUUUCAACACAAAUUUUUGCCCAAAGAUCA
Messenger RNA from Triticum dicoccoides, 666 nucleotides. Its product is annotated as FCS-Like Zinc finger 2-like. The record is from RefSeq and is a predicted model, not a curated record. Lineage: Eukaryota; Viridiplantae; Streptophyta; Magnoliopsida; Poales; Poaceae. Bases 87 to 377 code for a protein of 96 amino acids. The transcript has a single exon.